AUGAAUUGUCGUCAUUUUCUAGUUGACUGUUACGAUGGACCAGAUGGACAACCUCGUGUUUACCAUGGUUUUACUUUUAUCAAAUCUUGUCCGUUUGAGACAAUAAUUCGCGCAAUCCAGCCACAUUUAUUCACUGUAUCACCGUAUCCAGUUGUUCUCGACAUUGAAAAUCAUUGCACACCUGAUCAACAAAAAGAAAUGGCACGCAUUCUAAAAGAAAUAUUAGGAGAUAAACCUUUGCAAACAGAUACUCCAUUUAUUUUACCUUCACCCGAUGAUCUCAAAUACAAAGUUUUGAUAAGAAGUCCAAAAGUAGUUCAGACAACACCGGUUACAAAAACGUUACCACCUCAAGAUGAGCAAAAUGAACUAUUCAUUUCCGCGAGCGAAAGAGUUGACUAUGAAUUUUCUCAAUUACUUAUAUAUUUGCAAAAUGUUCCGUAUCGCGAUUAUGCUUACGCAAAAAGAAAUUGUUUAAACCCUAUCUGGGAUGAGACAAUGAUAUUUAACAUCAGUGUUCCCGAACUAUGUCUCGUUCGGUUUGUUGUUUUGGAUAGUGACGUAGUUGGUUCAGAUGAUAUUUUGUCUUCAUUUUGUUUGCCACUAACAACCAUGCAAAUCGGUUAUCGUCAUAUUCAUCUUCGUAAAACAGACGACGAUCCCACUUACUCAACACUAUUUGUUCAUGUCAAUAUUCAAAAUUAUAACGAUAGCACAAAACUGUAA
Messenger RNA from Didymodactylos carnosus, 726 nucleotides. NCBI's taxonomy places the organism in Eukaryota, Metazoa, Rotifera, Eurotatoria, Philodinida, Philodinidae. The record is from the annotation of a GenBank genome assembly.